AGCGGCAUCACUGCUUCCCGUUCUUCCUAGUGCCUUUAGUUUAGUGUCACACCUGCUUUCAAUCUAGCCGGAGACCGAGGCAGCUGGGACUUGGUGUUGUGGGAAGAGCACCAGAACACUCUUCAAGGUUAUCGGUUCUUAAACUCAGAGAACAGACCAACACACCCACUGAAAGAAGGUGCCUUUGAGAGACGGGCUUUGGGAACGGAAGUAACAUCCACCACAUUGCCUGUGCACGCAGAAGAGAAGAGGAGUUGGCGACACUUGCAGUGCUGAGUGCGGUGGUUGUAUAGGGGACUACAAUGCAUCGUUUAAGGACUUGUGCAUCACGGCUGCGGCCUCUCACAGCCUCUCAGACUGUUCAGAGCCUAUCACAGCAGAGGCCAGCAGUCAUCAACAGGACGCUACAGCCAAUCAGGCGCUACACUGCACCUGUGGCUGCCGAACCAUUUCUGAAUGGAACAAGUUCAAACUAUGUGGAGGAAAUGUACCUUGCAUGGCUCGAGGAUCCCAAGAGUGUUCAUAAGUCUUGGGAUGUUUUUUUCAGGAAUGCCAACGCAGGAGCUCCUCCGGGCACAGCCCACCAAAGCCCCCCUCCGCUGGGGACCAGCCUGGCCAGCCUCACUCAGGCCCAGUCUCUGGUGGGGGCCCAGCCCAACGUGGAGAAGCUGGUGGAGGAUCACUUGGCCGUGCAGUCACUCAUCCGCGCCUACCAGAUUCGAGGGCACCAUGUAGCUCAGCUGGAUCCUUUGGGAAUAAUGGACGCCGAUCUGGACUCUAGCGUUCCCUCCGACAUUAUUACAUCUACCGACAAACUGGGCUUCUAUGGUCUGGAUGAAUCGGACCUGGAUAAAGUGUUCCGCCUACCCACCACCACCUUCAUCGGUGGGGAGGAGAGUGCACUGCCCCUUCGGGAGAUCAUCAGACGGUUGGAGAUGGCAUACUGUCAACACAUCGGCGUUGAGUUCAUGUUCAUCAAUGACCUGGACCAGUGUCAGUGGAUCCGGGAGAAGUUUGAGAGACCUGGUGGAAGGCAUUUCACCAUCGAGGAGAAGAGAACCCUGCUGGCUCGCAUGAUUCGAUCCACCCGGUUUGAGGAGUUCCUGCAAAGGAAGUGGUCAUCUGAGAAGAGAUUUGGGCUGGAGGGCUGUGAGUCACUCAUCCCUGCACUCAAGACCAUCAUCGACAAGUCCAGUGAGAACGGAGUGGAGAACGUCAUCAUGGGAAUGCCUCACAGGGGUCGUCUGAAUGUCCUGGCCAAUGUCAUUCGCAAAGAGUUGGAGCAGAUCUUCUGCCAGUUUGACUCUAAGUUGGAGGCAGCGGAUGAGGGCUCUGGAGAUGUGAAGUAUCACCUGGGAAUGUACCACAGAAGAAUAAAUCGCGUGACUGACCGGAACAUCACGCUCUCUCUGGUGGCCAACCCAUCUCAUCUGGAGGCAGUCAAUCCCGUGGUGCAGGGCAAGUGCAAGGCGGAGCAGUUCUACUGUGGAGACACUGAUGGCAAGAGGGUCAUGUCAGUCCUGUUGCACGGGGAUGCAGCCUUCGCUGGGCAGGGGAUUGUCUACGAGACGUUCCACUUGAGUGACCUGCCGUCAUACACCACACAUGGCACAGUGCAUGUUGUCGCCAACAACCAGAUCGGCUUCACCACUGACCCUCGAAUGGCGCGCUCCUCGCCCUAUCCCACUGAUGUGGCCCGGGUGGUCAACGCUCCUAUCUUCCACGUGAACGCAGAUGACCCUGAGGCUGUGGCCUAUGUCUGUGAGGUUGCUGCUGAGUGGAGGGCCACCUUUCACAAGGACGUAGUGGUGGAUCUGGUGUGUUACAGGAGGAACGGCCAUAAUGAGAUGGAUGAGCCCAUGUUCACUCAGCCACUCAUGUACAAGACGAUCAAGAAGCAGAAGGGGGUGAUGCUGAAGUAUGCUGAGAAGCUCAUCGAGGAGGGCUCAGUAACUAGACAGGAGUAUGAGGAGGAGAUUGCUAAGUAUGAUAAGAUUUGUGAGGAAGCACAUGCACGCUCCAAAGAUGAGAAGAUCCUUCACAUUAAGCACUGGCUGGACUCCCCUUGGCCUGGUUUCUUCACUCUAGAUGGCCAGUCCAAGAGCAUGAGUGCUCCCUCUACUGGUCUGACUGAGGAAGAGCUGUCACAUAUUGGACAGGUGGCGUCAUCCGUACCUGUAGAGGACUUCACUAUCCAUGGAGGUCUAAGUCGUGUCCUGAAGAGCCGAGGUGAGAUGAUCCGUAACCGCACGGUUGACUGGGCUCUGGGAGAGUACAUGGCGUUUGGCUCCCUGCUGAAAGAGGGCAUCCAUGUGAGACUCAGUGGCCAAGAUGUGGAGAGAGGCACCUUCAGCCACCGUCACCAUGUUCUUCAUGACCAGAAUGUGGACAAGAGAACCUGCAUCCCCAUGAACCACAUGGAUCCCAACCAAGCCCCUUACACCGUCUGCAACAGCUCCCUGUCUGAGUAUGGAGUGCUAGGCUUUGAGCUUGGCUUUGCUAUGGCAAGUCCCAAUGCCCUGGUUUUGUGGGAGGCCCAGUUCGGUGACUUCCACAACACGGCUCAAUGCAUCAUCGAUCAGUUCAUCUGCCCUGGCCAGGCCAAGUGGGUUCGUCAGAACGGCAUCGUGCUGCUGCUGCCCCAUGGCAUGGAGGGCAUGGGUCCUGAGCAUUCUUCAGCCCGCCCUGAGCGUUUCCUCCAAAUGUGUAACGAUGAUCCUGAUGUCUAUCCGAAAAUCAAGCCUGAGGACUUCGCUGUCCAGCAGCUGAUUGACUGUAACUGGAUCGUGGUGAACAUUUCCAAUCCAGCCAACCUUUUCCAUGUACUGAGGAGGCAGAUCUUGUACCCCUUCAGAAAGCCUCUCAUUAUAUUCACUCCAAAGUCUCUUCUGCGCCAUCCUGAGGCCAAGUCCAACUUUGACGAGAUGCUUCCAGGCACUCAUUUCCAGCGACUGAUCUCCGAGGCUGGCCCCGCCGCAGACAACCCAGCAGAUGUGAAGCGUAUCGUGUUCUGCACUGGGAAGGUUUACUACGAGCUUAACCGUGAACGCAAGACCAGAGGCAUGGAAAACACAGUUGCCAUCAGUCGCAUCGAGCAGCUCUCUCCAUUCCCCUUUGACCUGGUGAAGAGUGAGACGGAGAAGUACCCCAACGCUGACAUAGUGUGGUGCCAGGAGGAGCACAAGAACCAGGGCUACUACGACUACGUCAAGCCACGCAUGCGCACCACCAUCGCCCGCAUCAAACCUGUCUGGUAUGCUGGACGUGGGUCAGCCGCAGCGCCUGCCACUGGAAAUAAGAAAGCCCAUCUGUUGGAGUUGUCUCGUUUCCUGAACACUGCUUUCGACUUGGACGCCUUCAAAGAACACGAGUAACAGACUCUCAGCCCUGUAGACGAUUGAACCCGUGUUCAUAUUUCACCUCCAAACAGUGUAGAUUCUCUCUGACACAUCAGGCAUUCCCCCCAUGCCCUGUCUAAUGUGUGUGUGGUCAUGCAGUCUCAUUCUGUGUCCACCACCUUUCCUUUUAAAAUGAACCGAAACAAUCUAGACUCAAACUCAAAACAUUUCUUGUGUUAGUGUCUGCAUCCCCACUUUAUGGACUAAAUCAUGUUGCAUCUACUGUAUGAUGGGGUUAUUACUUCCUCAGGAGAAAAUGUAUUAAUGACAAGGUUUUAGCAUUUUACCCCAGGUUUGAACAUGCUUUUUCUCUUGCGCUGAAAUCCCCCAAAUAAUCCCCUUAUGUUCAGUGUCCUUCGUCCCCUGGCUCUCUGUGGCCACCGCCAUCUUCAUCACCACUUUUAGGCAACGUAAGGCUUUACAUUAUUUUGUGCUGUGAUUAUUGUCUUUAUUUUCCUUCUGAUUGUAUUAGCUUCAGUAUGAGUAUACUAUUACCUGCUUGAGGAAACAGACUGCGGGAUGUCAAUGUAACAUGGUGACACACGGUUUUCAGUGGUCUAGUCAUUCAGAAUGGAGCAAUGAAUCAGCAUUUAAAAGAGGUAAACUUUCCCUAUCACACAGUGAGUUAGUUUGGAAUAUGGAAUAAGGGAAACAGGCACUUGGGUGGGCACCUUUUCCUGGGGUCAGAAUAAUAGAGUUGCCAUAGGAACGGAGGGGUUGUAUAUUGCGUUUGUGGCCUUGAUCUCUGUUUUCUUCUAUAUAAGAUCAACUGUGAUCACUAUUGAAAGGCAUACUGAAGAGUGUGUGCUCAACACGUGCACUUCCAACAGUAGAGAUGAUGGAAAUGUCAUUUUGUAAAGGGCACCUGGUCUUGGUUACUUUUCUGCUCACUUUGUCCUCCAGUGCCAAAAGGUGAAAGGGUGUGUGAAUUAUAAUUGCAACAGUCUGAAAAAGGAAAUCAUGUCAUUUUAGCUCAGCGGUUAACAAUAAAACAAAUCCUGUGGAGAGAGCAAAUGAUUUAUUUAUUUUCAUAUGGAAUAUUUUAAUUAUUUCCAUGUUAUGUUGCUUCAUUGAAUAAAAACAUUAUCUUCUCA
Molecule: messenger RNA, 4492 nt
Organism: Clupea harengus (Atlantic herring)
Lineage: Eukaryota; Metazoa; Chordata; Actinopteri; Clupeiformes; Clupeidae
Gene: ogdha
Product: oxoglutarate dehydrogenase a
Exons: 23
Coding region: 303-3374 (1023 amino acids)
Biological process (GO): tricarboxylic acid cycle
Cellular component (GO): oxoglutarate dehydrogenase complex; mitochondrion
Molecular function (GO): oxoglutarate dehydrogenase (succinyl-transferring) activity; thiamine pyrophosphate binding
Source: RefSeq, a predicted model, not a curated record